AUGACUUCCGCAUUGUCAUACGUGGACAAUCAGACAGACGUGUCAGCACUGUUCACCACCCGGGCUUCAGAGGGAGCUGGUGAAUCAAAUGCAAGCUGCCGCUUUGAUGAGGAAUUCAAGUACAUCUUGCUGCCUGUGUCGUACACCCUGGUGUGUGUCCUGGGGCUGGUCCUAAACUCCAUGGCUCUGUGGAUGUUUGCAUUCAAAAUGCGGCCCUGGAAGGCUGGGACCGUGUUCAUGUUCCACUUGGCCGUGUCCGAUAUGCUGUAUGUGCUCUCCCUGCCCACGCUUAUCUACUACUACGGCAACCGCAGCCACUGGCCCUUCGGUGUGGCUCUUUGCAAGAUGGUCCGCUUCCUGUUCUACGCCAACCUGUACUCCAGCAUCCUGUUCCUUACCUGUAUCAGCGUGCACCGCUACCUUGGCAUCUGCCACCCCAUUCGUUCCCUCAGCACGGUGAAGCCGCGCACCGCCCAGGCGGUGUGCGGCCUGGUUUGGGCAGCAGUCACCGCCUGCCUGGUGCCCAACCUCAUGUUCGUUACCACCAGCCAGCGGGACAGGGACACGCUCUGCCAUGACACCACGAGGCCCCAGGACUUCGAAAGGUACGUGAACUACAGCUUGGCCGUGAUGACCAUGCUGUUCGGCGUUCCCUUCCUGGUCAUCGCGGUGUGCUACUGCCUGAUGGCCCGGGCCCUGUGCUGCUCCAGACGCGCUCUCCCCCCCGGCCGGCACCGAGGCUCUUCCCGCAGGAAGUCCGUCAUGCUAAUCGUGGUGGUGCUGGUGGUGUUCGCGGUGUGCUUUGUGCCCUUCCACGUAACACGUACCCUGUACUACACGUACCGGGUGCUGGAUGCUGACUGCUCCGUGCUGAACAUCGUUAACUUUGCCUACAAGAUCACGCGGCCGCUGGCUAGCGUCAACAGCUGCAUCGACCCCAUCCUAUUCUUCCUGGCCGGGGACCACUACCGCUCCAAACUCAUCCGGGCCCUCACCCGACAGACACCCGCCCGCUCCGUUGCCUCCACACCACUGCCCCCCUCCCUCAGCUGUGACCCUCCUCAGAUAUAUACAAUCCCAGACCAUAAUCCCCACUACCAGCCACAUUUCUAG
Molecule: messenger RNA, 1113 nt
Organism: Conger conger (European conger)
Lineage: Eukaryota; Metazoa; Chordata; Actinopteri; Anguilliformes; Congridae
Product: P2Y purinoceptor 4-like
Exons: 1
Coding region: 1-1113 (370 amino acids)
Biological process (GO): G protein-coupled receptor signaling pathway; transepithelial chloride transport
Cellular component (GO): plasma membrane
Molecular function (GO): G protein-coupled purinergic nucleotide receptor activity; G protein-coupled UTP receptor activity
Source: RefSeq, a predicted model, not a curated record